Messenger RNA from Bactrocera dorsalis (oriental fruit fly), 1041 nucleotides. RefSeq lists its product as uncharacterized. NCBI's taxonomy places the organism in Eukaryota, Metazoa, Arthropoda, Insecta, Diptera, Tephritidae. Gene Ontology annotation, biological process: DNA integration. The record is from RefSeq and is a predicted model, not a curated record. Bases 1 to 1041 code for a protein of 346 amino acids. Gene Ontology annotation, molecular function: nucleic acid binding. The transcript has a single exon.
AUGCAAAGACACAGAUUCCCCGACGGACCAAAUCAAUGUGUGGCAACGGAUUUAUUAGGUCCUCUUCCCAAUGGCGAACAUGUACUCGUAUUAAUCGACUAUUUCUCGCGCUAUCAAGAAGUUGUGUUCUUGAGGAAAAUAAGUUCCGAAGCUGUUAUAAAAUCAAUGAAAGACAUCUUCUCUAGACUAGGGUUACCUAAAUCCUUGCGUACUGACAAUGGGAGGCAAUAUGUGAGCAAUGAGUUUAAAGAAUUCUGUAGAGAGAAUAACAUCGAGCUAGUCACAACACCGCCGUACUGGCCUCAAGCUAGCGGAGAGGUCGAGAAUAUAAAUCGAUCACUAGUAAAGCGUCUGAAAAUUGCCCACUCUAACAAGGUGAACUAUAAGUCAGAGAUACAGAAAUAUUUAAUGAUGUACAAUGUGACACCUCACAGCACAACCGGGGCUACACCAACGGAAUUAAUGUUCAAUCGGACCAUUCGUGACAAGAUCCCAGACAUACGUGAUCUAAUACAAGAAAUCGGUGAUUCGUCGGCAAGAGACUUGGACUGCAUAAAUAAACAUAAGGGGAAAGAGAAGGCUGAUGCAGCCAGAAGUGCGAAAAGCUCGGAUAUAGGAGUUGGGGAUAUUGUGCUUUUGAAAAACGUUAUAUUCCCGCACAAGUUAACACCAAAUUUCAAUGCAACCGAAUACGUUGUGGUUAAAAGGCAAGGCGAUGAGGUACAGCUUUCAGGCGAUGGUAAGGUGCUGCGGAGGAACAUCAGCCAUGUUAAGAAAAUUCCCUCCGCUAACCAACAACCAGCCAGUGAGUCAGAGAAAACACCAGGAACAUUGUUACAUCCACCAAUUGAACAACAUUCAACACUAUCCAGAAAUUCAGGCGCGGAGGAGACAGGAACGUCACAAGGGUCACUACGUCCUGAGUCAGCGGCUAAGGUCACAUCACCACCUACAAACGUGUUCACCGGCGACCAACCAUCAGCUCAACAAGAAGGGAUUAAGUUGAAGCUAAAAAAAAUAGGAGGAAUGUGGCAACCCUAG